AUGAUCGGCUCUAAGACGAAUCUGCUCGACUCUUUCGUGGUGCUGUACGCGACCCUCGUGGGUGCCCUGCAUCGCGCUGUCGGACUGGAGUUUGGUGCCCACUUUGUCCAGACGCUUGUCAAGAAGUACCACGAGCUCGUUCAGCAAGCCGCGCCUACCGCCGAGGAGGCUGCGGAGAACGAGAACGACCCCUCUCGUGAGGCAUUCAACCUUUUGACCCUUAUUGCGGAGCUGUACAACGCCGGUGUCAUCGGAGCUGGUCUGAUCUACGAUCUCAUCCGUGGCUUUAUCGGCACCAGCGGAGACACCAUGUCUGAGCGCGGAGUUGAGGGCCUCAUGAAAAUCGUCAAGUGUGCCGGAUCUCAACUCCGUGCUGACGACCCCGCCUCGCUCAAGGACAUUGUCACGCUCGUUCAGGAGCAGACCCGAGGGAAGGAAAAGGAGAUGACGACUCGUGCCAAGUUUAUGGUUGAAACCCUCGUCGCGCUGCGCGGUGGCAAGACGAAGGGUCUCGGUGCCGAGCGCGAGGACGUUGCCCGCAUGCGUCGUUUCUUGGGAGGCAUGGGUAAGAAGCGACGUCUCCUUGCUCCUGAGCCUCUCCGAGUAGGGCUCAACGACCUCCUCUCGGCUGAUUCUCGCGGAAAGUGGUGGCUCGUUGGUGCCGGUUGGUCCGGGAACCCGCUCGUGGAGCAGGCAUCAUCGCUCUCAUUCGACACGAAGAAGAAGCAGAAGAAGACGGCUGCCGAGGCGGAGGAUGAGGAAGUUCUGCUAGACCUCGCUCGCAAGCAGGGCAUGAACACCGACGUGCGCCGCAGUGUCUUCGUCGUACUCCUCACCUCGGAAGACUACGUGCAUGCCUGCGACCGUCUGAACGCCUUCCGUCUUACGAACGUCCAGGAGCGCGAGUUUGUUCGUGUCGCUCUGCACUGCUGUGGUAUGGAGGGCCAAUAUAACCCGUACUAUACCCUCGUGCUCAACAACCUUUGCGAAAACUCAUACGACCACCGCUUCACGCUUCAAUACGCUCUCUGGGAUCUCUUGCGCGAGCUCAGCGAGGGCACCGUGAAGACGGACCGCAUCACGAACGUCGCCAAGUCCAUUGCAUACCUAAUGGGCCGCGGCAGCGUCGACGUCACGAUCCUGAAGGGCGCUGACUUCACCGAUCUCUCCAAGCAGACGAGGCAGUUCCUCGACCAGCUGAUGCGCAACCUCAUGAUUGCUAUCCAGGGAACAAGCCCUCUGUUGACUUUGCCUAAGGGGUUCAAGGCCAAGGACAUCGAUCUCGAGGCUGUCGAGGAGUCGUUUGACAAAGCUCUUGCUGUUCCUGAGCUUGCUGGUGGUUUGGCAUACAUCCUUCAGGGUGUGAAGAAGAAUCCGGGCAAGGGUGUGGGCGAGCUGGAGGCUGAAGUGAUCCAGCAGAGCGCGGAGGCGGCCGUGGAGGUGCUUUCCAAGGCUAUUUAG
Trichosporon asahii var. asahii CBS 2479 is the source of this 1461-nucleotide messenger RNA. RefSeq names its product osmoregulation-related protein. The transcript has a single exon. Lineage: Eukaryota; Fungi; Basidiomycota; Tremellomycetes; Trichosporonales; Trichosporonaceae. Gene Ontology annotation, cellular component: nucleolus. The record is from RefSeq and is a predicted model, not a curated record. Bases 1 to 1461 code for a protein of 486 amino acids. Gene Ontology annotation, biological process: ribosomal small subunit biogenesis. Gene Ontology annotation, molecular function: RNA binding; protein binding.